Talaromyces stipitatus ATCC 10500 is the source of this 1060-nucleotide messenger RNA. RefSeq lists its product as uncharacterized. The transcript has 2 exons. Lineage: Eukaryota; Fungi; Ascomycota; Eurotiomycetes; Eurotiales; Trichocomaceae. The record is from RefSeq and is a predicted model, not a curated record. Bases 190 to 975 code for a protein of 261 amino acids.
AAGGAAGAAUCAUCUAAUUCUGGCCCGUCAAAUUCCAAUCCUUAUGUGAGCUAUGAUAUGUUUACUCUCUCUCUCUCUCUAUAUUUAUUUGUCUAAGUGAAAACUAGAGAUUAUACGCGACUUAGGUCCUGUUGCACUCUUUCAUUUGAAAAUAUUUGCAACAAAACUCAGCCCAGAUUUUAUUCCACAAUGUCGAGUUUGUUUUCAGUGCUUCGGCGUCAUCCCAUUUUGACGACUGCCACGGCAGUUGUGAUUGCAGCGAUGUCAACCUCUGCUUAUCGAGACUAUGGGGUUUUUAUAUCCUAUGGGCCCGGUGGACCUCCUCACAAUGCACUCGGCUGGUUCAUGUCCCGGUUUCUUGCUACACCUUUUGGACAGGAGAUGUUUAAUACUGGGAUGUACACACGAAGGAUGCAGAAUGGUGAGAACGCAUCUUAUAUCAUCCUUACAGAUGGUGGUCAGCUUCCUCGUCGCCAUGGAGAAAGACCGGUUAUUGGACCGCAUGUUGUUCCACAGAGACAACUUAGUCAGAUGCCCAGCGCCAAUAUACAAAAACAGGAUUUCGUGGCGGAUUUCUAUGCCCUAGCCGGCAAAAACUCUCACAUAAUCAAAGUCGCACGUUCAAAAGCCGAAAGACAAAGCGAUGCCAUGUCGCUCGUUGACAGCGUUCCUCGCACACAAGAAGCAUCCCAAACGGGAGGCGAAAUCGCGCACAUCCAUGAGACAGGCGAUCAUUCUCUUCACGUCAUACUUUCUCCAGCCGAUGCAAAACAGGUCAUUGAUGCCGGCUGGGGUCAGCGUCAUGCCUUCUCAGGAUGGAGGCCUUGGGGUGGCAUCUUUGAAAAAAUUGUAGACAUUCCAGCGACAUAUUUGCUAAUAUAUGCACCGAGGACAUCGGAUGAGACUCAAAUAAUCCUAGAAAUUGUCAAGGCUAGUAUGCGAUAUAUGAGUUUGGGUGCAGAGAUAAUCUCUUAGAAAUUGAGCGACUACCUAGAUAGUAUAUACUUAAAUUAUAUGUGCAGCCGCCUCUGUUCCUUCUGUCGGCUUGCUGGGUUAACUU